Molecule: messenger RNA, 1560 nt
Organism: Nematolebias whitei (Rio pearlfish)
Lineage: Eukaryota; Metazoa; Chordata; Actinopteri; Cyprinodontiformes; Rivulidae
Gene: ism2b
Product: isthmin 2b
Exons: 6
Coding region: 1-1407 (468 amino acids)
Source: RefSeq, a predicted model, not a curated record
AUGCGUUCAGAGGUCGUCAGGAGAUUUCAGAUGCUGCUCGUGCUUUGCUCCAUCAGUUUGGGAACAGGGUUUCCAACAAAAAGCAGGAAUUUUGCUCAUAAAAUUUAUGGCCAGCCAGUUCAUAAUGGUGGAGUCCAACCUGAUGCUGAGGCUUCAGAGCAGCAGAACCAGGUUCAGAGCCUUCUGCCUGAGCCGCACAGCCAGCAGAGGAGGUGGUCUCACCCCCAACAACGCUCCGUUGGUGUUCUUCCACAGCCUGAGCCAGAGGAGGAGACCAAACCCUUCAUCUUCGACUUCAACAACUUUCCAGACCUGGCCAACGCGGACAUGAACUCACAGAACCCCAACAUACAGGUAACCAUAGAGGUGGUUGAUGACCCUCAGAUGGAGGUAGAGAUGGACUUGGCCAACGAAAAAGACUGGCUACCACCUUCAUCCCCGUCGUCCACAGUGGACCGUCUCGGUGAAAAGAAGAUUUUCUGGCCGCUCUUUUGGAGUUACACCGACACUGAUUCUAGUGAGGGCAGCAACAGUCGAUCAGCCAUGGAGGAAACCACUGAAGAAGAAGAAGAAGAAGAUUACUCCCUGGAUUACGGUAGUGAAGAGCCCUUACCAAGUGGUGUGGGCAGAGACUGGGAUACCCAUUGGAACGAAGGUUGGGAUCCCAUACAGAGAUAUUAUGAUAAAGACACAGAUGAAUGGACUCCUUGGUCUCCAUGCUCGGUGACAUGUGGACACGGCGACAAAAAGAGGACUAAGUCCUGCGGCUACUCCUGCACCCUCACCGAAUCCUCGAAAUGUGACUUAGAGCCUUGCCCUGGUGAUGACAACACUGUAGUGGAGCCUUUUCCCUUUGAAAUGGAGAAUGGCACAGAGCCAUUUGGAACAGAUGUGGACAGCUGUGAGAAAUGGCUGAACUGCAAGAGUGAGUUCCUGCAGAGGUAUCUGCACCAGGUUUUGUCAGAGCUGCCCAGCUGCCCCUGCUCCUACCCAUCUGAAGCGGCGUACACGGUGGUCAGCCUCCAUGACGACACUCACAGCCGGUCGUUUCGCUGGCGAGACGCCAGCGGCCCCAAAGAGCGGCUGGAUAUUUACAAGCCUUCAGCGCGCAGCUGCAUUCGCUCGGCUCUUUCCGGCGACUCGUCCACUCUCGCGGCGCAGCACUGCUGCUACGACAAUUUCGGUCGGCUGAUCACGCGGGGGAAAGGCGCCGGAACGCCGAACCUGAUCAGCACCGAGUUCUCACCUGAGCUGCACUUCAAGGUGGAUGUGCUGCCUUGGAUCCUGUGCAAGGGGGACUGGAGUCGCUUUCACGCAGUGCGGCCACCCAACAACGGGCUGAGCUGCCCAGAAAACCCCCACGAAGACGUGUUUAUGAACGAACUCGAAGAGGCCCGGGAGUACUGAGCCACUUCAAGUCAGGGCUUUGUCCUGAUUUUAAAAGAGACAAUAGACUUCAUUAAGCACGUCUUUAAACCUCCACAGCUAUCGAGCAUGCAUUACAACCUCAGAGAGUAUAUUUGUGACUUUCAUGACGAUGGUACGGUCGGAUUAUUUCAG